AUGGGAGGACGAAAGAUCAAACAUCUUACAUUACUUCAACGACCAUUCGCCCUGAAUCUCUGUAAAGCUUACCGCAUCACAGCCACCAGCUCAGCAACAGUCCUUGCAGGGCUCAUUCCACUCCACAUACGGGCAGAACAAAAAUCAGUCUACACCACCCUCAUAUACCUCCGCAAAGAUGCAACAUUGGACAACAUAACAUACAGCCCUCUGCAAUUUCAAAGCCCAGGUAACACUUUUCACAGUCAUCCCGCACGUAAAGGUACAGGAAUAAGCAUUAACAUCUCACGGAUACAGCCACUCUCAGUGACGCGAGUUUCAAGGGAUACGCAAAUAUACACCGAUGGCUCUAAGCAGGAAGACGGAGUAGGCAGCGCCUUUGCACACUAUGACAAAGGAAGAAUCAUCCAUGUAUGGAAAGGACGUCUUGACUUAAACAAAAGUGUAUUACAGGCGGAUGUGCAGGCAAUUAUAACGGCGGUAGAUUACAUUUUCAAUAAUAAUAUAGAACGGGCGAAAAUUUUCACAGACUGUAUGUCAACACUUCUAGCACUAGAUAAUCACAACCACACCUCGCCCUUGAUCAUCAAAUUACAACAACUUUUGCAGCGCAACCCGCAGAAACAUCUCUCCUUAACAUGGAUCAAAGAACAUGCAGAAAAUGAGGGGAAUGAAGCAGCUGAUAGCCUGGCCAAACAAGCAGCCACUGAUGAAAAUAUCACAAUCCCAGCCCUCCUUCCUACCUCAAAGGGCUAUUACGAGGUCAAGGCCUAA
Molecule: messenger RNA, 774 nt
Organism: Stegodyphus dumicola
Lineage: Eukaryota; Metazoa; Arthropoda; Arachnida; Araneae; Eresidae
Source: RefSeq, a predicted model, not a curated record